AUGGGAAGCAGACUGAUUUCACUCCAAAAUUUCAAAUACUUUUGGUAUCACAUCACCUCGCUCAAACUUUCAACUUAUUUGCUGCGUUUCAUUACCCUCCCAGCACCUCCACUUCCACUUUCAGCAUCCACCUAUCGUAUCGUUAGGCCCCAAGCCCUAGUCACUUCCUCGCUCCGCCCCAUCACAACGGCGCUCCCUAAUUUACCUCCAGAGAAAACUAUAUGGGCGAGUCGCCAUGCUUCUGCUCACCGCAGGGGUGUGGCUUCGUCUCAGCAACAAGAGGAAGUCAAGCGGCGUAUCCAUUGUUCAGGCCUGGAGCAGAUGGAUGAAAUUAUAACUAGAUCUAGAGGUAAAUGUGGCCUGUCUAGUGGACACUAUUCUUCCCGUUUGCGUACUACUAAGACGUCAAAUUCUUCCUCGACGAAAGUAGCAAUCCAUUCCACUGUUUCAUCUGGGGUCGUCGUGAGAACUAACUGUAGUGGCACCAUCGACGCUAACGCUUCAACGGCCACCAAAACUUCAGCAAAACAAGAAAAGCCCAUCUUUAUUCGAGCCAGACUGGAUUCAUUCCUCUCCAAAAUUGCCAAUACGCCGGAUUCUACUAAUGAUUCUCAAUCCAAACGGUCUUUCCUAGCGGCCGCUACUAUUUCUAAUUCCUCUGCAAAUACCGCCAUCACGAUCACUCCUACUGCAUCUAUAAUGUCCGACUCAUCACGUUCGGUCAGCUUAUGCGAUUCGCAAGAGCGCUUGGAUCCGACGCACGUUCUUCAGACCACAAAUCGAUCGAUAGCCGAUAUGGAUGAAGUUGUCCCAACCGUCGAGUCUCCCACUAGCCAUUCGAUCCUCUCGCAUUCCCCCAUCUCCCCCGUUGUUUCUACGGCUUCUUUACCCGACAUGACGUAUGUGGAUCUAUUGCAGCGUCCGAGUGCCAUGAGCAUUUUAAGUGAGCUAGUGACUGGAACUAUAGCUAGUCAGCCAGCGGGCAAGUCAUUCAACGUAUCUUCCGCCAACCAAAAAAUCACUCUGAUCGAUGGCAUUGACACAUUACCAUUUCCAACUCCACCCUCUCCAGCAUCAUUUUUGGUCUCUUCAAGGACAAGUACGGCACAACAACCGUCGAAAAUCCCCUCUGAGACAACGGCACCCCAAGUCGAAAUUGAGACCAAGAAUUCCUGUGUCCCAAAAAUGCUUAUGGUCGACACUUCACUCUCUGGUCAAUCGGCAUUGUUCGAUUCUAUCGUAAACAGCAAGCAUCUUCCCAGACCCACUAGCGUCGACUUAUCUAGUUUACGCUCAGUCAAUCCGGUCCUUCACGUUGACGGCCAUCCCAAUGAAUCUAAGAUCAUGAUUUCCAAUCAAUCUAACCAGCUGGAUACGGCUUUAGAAAGUGUCGAAAGUGAGCUGGCUUCCCAUAAAGACUCUUACUCAACUACAAUUACUGCAACAAAUGCAAUCACAUCAGCAUGUACUCAUCCUACUACUAAAAUAGCCACCUCUACUUCUAAGACAUAUACCAUUUCCAACUCUAGUAGUACUGCUAGUCUUCAGAAUGCUACUGCUCACCAUAACCUCUCGCAUAUCGUCAGAACGCGCCGUAUGCGACGGUCACGAUUGAGAUUAUCUCAAAAAGCAUGCAGCUCUAUGGAAAAUCAUCAGCCCGGCUCAUAUUUCGGUAAAUGCAUCCGCCGAGUCAAGUCUUGCUUAGCGCCUGGUCUUGCUGCUUAA
Molecule: messenger RNA, 1725 nt
Organism: Protopolystoma xenopodis
Lineage: Eukaryota; Metazoa; Platyhelminthes; Monogenea; Polystomatidea; Polystomatidae
Source: the annotation of a GenBank genome assembly